Messenger RNA from Physcomitrium patens, 1392 nucleotides. NCBI's taxonomy places the organism in Eukaryota, Viridiplantae, Streptophyta, Bryopsida, Funariales, Funariaceae. The record is from RefSeq and is a predicted model, not a curated record.
UUCGUCGGGGCACAACUCGGAGUUCGGAGGUACCGAAAUCAGGGAUAGAAUUUUCCAACAAAAGCUCGCACUUGAGCAAUUUCCAAUCAAUGUUGCAAAAUCUGCAGCGCUACCUUCGUCUGCGCAGAAGCCCACUGCGACCCAUUUGCGGCGUUGCGAAAAAUUAGAGAUGAUAGCUCGUAUUCCUGCUUUGCGGAGCGACUGAAUCUGGUCGUUUGCGGGGAGUAUGCGUUUGGGCGUGGCGGAAUGGCGAGAUUGAGCCGCAUUGCGUUGCUCGCGCUGUUGGGCACUCUGUUGCUCGUGGGUUUUGUGGGACGGUCGAUAGCGGUGUCGUUGGUCGACGAGGAACAGCAGGGGAUCGCCCCUGAUGAGGACUCGAGCGAUGGGGAGGAGGACGCUGAGGAGUUCGUAGAUGAGAAGGAUGUGGUUGUGUUGGGUUCGACAAGUUUUGCCGAUUUUGUGAAGGGCAACCAGCUCGUGUUGGCAGAGUUUUACGCUCCCUGCUGUGGGCAUUGUCAAUCUUUGGCGCCCCAGUAUGCUAAAGCCGCCACGGCGCUGAAGGAUUCUGGAGUGAAGCUCGCUAAGGUUGACGCUACUGUGCACAGCGAACUAGCUGAGGAGUAUGGCGUUGAUGGAUACCCUACAUUGGUCCUCUUCGUCGACGGGGAGAAGAAGCCCUAUAUCGGAGGACGGAGCAGAUAUACGCAGCUCAGAAAGUCUAUUGAGUGUUCAUCCUGGAUAUUUCUCUUACCAGUGUAUUAGAACGGAACAAUUAAGCGACGAGAUAAUCACAUGAUUAAAGAAAAAGACGGGACCUGCAGCCAGCAUUAUCAAGUCAGUAGCUGAAGCUGAUGAAUUGUUGAAGAGCAAGACCCCCAUCGCUGUUAGAGGGUGCCGACGCUGAGGAGUUCCUUGCAGCAGCGAGGUUGCAGGAUGGAGUCAAUUUCUAUAUAACUUCUAAUGAAAAAAUUCCCAAGAAUUUUGGUCUUGACAUAGAGGCUCCUGCUCUUGUGUUACUGAAGCAGCAAGUUGAGAAUGUUGUAAUUUUCGGUACAAGAAGUCACAUUCUGAGGAUUGCAUAUGCUUCGCCUCUGCACCAAUGAUUAGCUGGUCGAGGGUAAAUGAUUUAACCCGAAUAUAAUCUAAACAUGGUUAACUGAUUUGUGCACAGAUGGAUCUUUCAAGAGGAAGGCCCUUAGCGACUUUGUAUCAAAGAACAAGCUCCCCCUCGUCGUUCCGUUCACACGUGAGACAUCAGACGCUAUUAUUGCAUGUUUCGUUGCAGCAAUUCUCAGAGAAGUUUGUGGCUGAGGAACUCACCCCGGUACGCAAGUCGGAAAGCGCACCGGAGGAGAACAAUGGACCUGUGAAAAUUGUUGUAACUUCAACUUU